Messenger RNA from Cataglyphis hispanica, 2115 nucleotides. RefSeq lists its product as uncharacterized. NCBI's taxonomy places the organism in Eukaryota, Metazoa, Arthropoda, Insecta, Hymenoptera, Formicidae. Bases 1 to 2115 code for a protein of 704 amino acids. The record is from RefSeq and is a predicted model, not a curated record. The transcript has 5 exons.
AUGAGGAGAGUCAAGCAGAGAACUAAAAAGAUAAUGAGACUUAAUAAAGGAUCGGACACUCAAAUUCAUCGAAACGAAAUAAAUAUGUUUUUUCGUAAAUUACAACAAGUAGUAGAAGAAUCUCGUAAUGAUCAAAUAAAUAAUGGCCAAAUCUCGCAAGACCGGACUUUAAUUCAUACCAAUAAUAAGAAAAAGACAUUGCCAGAAAAAGAUUCUACAUUCGUCCAAACGAACAUUUGCAACGAAAGCCACAAUAAUUAUACGUGUCGUUGCAAAUACUUUUCGGAAAUACCGUCGAAUGUGUUUCCGCCAUUUUACAAGAGGAUACCCAGCUUUCUAGGACAAUAUGAGGUUGAAGUAAAUUUUAUUCAGGCUAUAGUUUGGUUGAAAUCCGUCACUGCCAGUAUUACUCAAAUACCAGUCGAGAAAUUGCAACAGUUAUUUGAUAAGCAAUGCAAUAUGCGCGAUAACUAUAAUUAUGAUGAAAAUAGGCAGACCAAAGAUGUUCAUGUUGAAUCGUCAUUAACUAUUCCUAUAAAUAAAACUCCAUCAAUUGAAGAGAUGCUCAACAACAGCGAAGUAUUCAUAACAUCGAGUUCUGAGAAUAUUUUCGAUUCCUCAUGUAAUAUUAUAUCACCAAUGAUUUAUAAAUCAUUUAUCGAUCCUGAAGAUAUACAAAGCGAAACAUUUGACUUUAAAUGCUCUUCAAAAGAUCGAAAUGAAUCGAUCGCAGAGCUUUCAAAGCCAGAAGCAAGUAGCGGUUACGUCAUGAAAAAUCAAAAAAAGAAGAAAGAAUUUUUAUCAAAAUCCUAUAUAAAUCCGGAUUUAAAUGAAGAUUCCUUGUCGGAUUUGAAUGACUUAUUUGAGGAAUCUGAUGAUAUGCAAGAAUAUCAAAGUUUUAAACAUAAGCGAAUAUCAUCGAAAAAUUCUAAAAAACGAACACCUCGGGAGGAGAAUAAAGCUAAUAAUUUUCAAACCGAUCAAGUACAAUCAAAAACUUUACAUGAUUAUAAUGAUGACGGUUUCGAAUAUGAUAUCAACGAUAGUCUCUGUUCAUUGACGAGCGAUAUCGCUGCUGAAAAACAGGAUCAUGACAGUGCAUACAGUACAUGGAAAAUUGAGACAUUUAAUUAUGACGCCGCAAUAACAACAAAAUCUAUUAGCGCCAAUAAGUGCAUAUCGGAUGCUAAUAUCGGGUGCCAUUAUAAUCUGCGAUCUCGUAAAAAGCAUGUAGAAGUAACGGUUUCUCCUUCAUUGAUACAGAAAUCGAGACAUAGACGACUUUCAGCGGGAAAGCGGUCUUCGUCAAAGAAGUGUAAAUCUGCGAAGGAUCUGUCAAAGAAAAAAAAGGGAAAUAAAGAUGAAAUAAUAUCUUCCAACUGGUUGGACUUUACUGUAGAAGUGUUGAAUUCAGAACAUGUAAUUCUUACAUCAAUCAAGGUAAUCCUUUCGACGCUUUUUAACAAGAGAACAGCGCAAGAAUAUGCCGUACAUAGAUGUUGGAAGGACAGUUUGGAAGAGCAAGCUGUAAACGCGAUAUUAAAUGUAGUGGAUAUUCUUAGGCUGGAGAAAAAGUCCGAUAUAUGCACAAAAGAAAUUGAAAAGGCAAUAGUCGAAACUUUAGACGAGAUGUUGACAAGUUUAGAACUAAAUGAAACGUCUAUAUGGAUAUAUCGCAUACAAAUAAUACUAAAGUUUUGUAAUUUGUUGCCGAUAUGCAUCAAAACGAUCAAUUAUCUGCUUACGAUAUUAGGAACGCUUCAAGAUGUGCUGAUCAAAGCAGAGAACGAAAAUGAACGGACUACAGAAAUUGAAAUAAAUCAGUUGCAUUUGAUAUCUUACGCUCUAGAUAUGACUCUACGGACAUAUCGUAUAUUAGUGCCAAGAAAUAAAAACUCUCAAUGCGCGAUAUCUUAUAUUGGAAAUCGAUGGAAGAUGCGCUACAGAAUUGAAAACAAGAUGAAACUUGAAGAUACAAGCUUCGAUCUAGAUGUAGAUGUUACUGAGAAAAAAUGGAUAGACGUAUUACAAAAGUUUACAGUAGUAUCCGUGAAACAUUUAAUACAAUUUAGUGACAUUUCAUUCUCGCUAUAUCACAUAUUAAUCUCGGCUUAA